This is a messenger RNA of Triplophysa dalaica, 7072 nucleotides long. RefSeq names its product NHS-like 1b (gene nhsl1b). Gene Ontology annotation, biological process: cell differentiation. The record is from RefSeq and is a predicted model, not a curated record. The transcript has 8 exons. Bases 934 to 5733 code for a protein of 1599 amino acids. Lineage: Eukaryota; Metazoa; Chordata; Actinopteri; Cypriniformes; Nemacheilidae.
GAUCUGGCUGAUAGGACCCAACAAAACCACUUUUUAAAUCCUAAUGAUCGUAAUGGUGAUUGCAAUGAAAAUUUUAUAUUUUAGAAUUUGUAUAACAUGAGACAAUGUGUGAACCAAACUAUGGGAAUUACUUUAGUAGCUGAGCAUGAGAAUCAUUCAUCAUAGAAGUCUUACAAGAACACAGGUUAUGAUUUUCCUAUGGAAAAGGAAGUUUCAACAGUCAGGAUGUUAACAGGAAAAUGAGUAUCGCUCCUAUCCAGAUAUGCUGCUUCAGCUGGUUUCACUGCCACACCAAACAAUAGUCAACUUCCUUUACACUGCUGCCGAAUACCAAAAAUGCUCAUCUAAUCCUCCCUAGAAAUCUUUUUUUCAGAAACGUACAACUCCAUUGAACCACAAGAGGGAGCUAUAGACGGGCGGAUAAAACAUCGCAUUUUAAAACAACAUUUGUACCCGGAAAUAUAAAUUUAAAUAACUACAAGCAAAAUAAACUAAAUUAAUUGCUGUUGAUUAAACAAGUCAAAUAAAACAACUGAAAAUGUAAAAAUAUGAACGUAUCAUUAUCAGACAGCCAAACGAACAUCCAAUAAGUGGAAAUCCAUUCCGGGUUUUCCAAGCAGCACGAGCAGGUAACCUCUCCUCGCAGCGCUGUUUGUCGAGCAACCAAUCCAGUUCCAGACGCUACAGGUGGUUGGAAAUCUGUUCUCCGUGUCUUCCCAUGUACUUUCCCUUCACUUUUUCGGCUCGUCCCAGUGCUUUCAAAAAGCAUCAGCGGACACCAUCGCUAACGUCCCGGACUGCUUCUGCAUCUUUUAAAAUCAUGGCGGGACAUUUUCUUUUCAGAACUUUAUCUUGUGGAAACUUUCGGAACGCACUGUUUGGAUAAUAAAACGUGUCAUCCCGUCGUUCUUUUACGUUUAAAUCGGCUUUAAAAUGCCUUUCCCCCAGAGAACCGUUGAGCCUCAGCUGGUGAGCAGGUUGAGGGUGAGCGUAGCCUCCGAGAAGACCUUCAUCACACCGGACGGUCGCAGAGUUCGCAAUCCAGUUUUGUCUGAUUCUCUGGAAGAAGUAUGUUGUCGCACACUCAUCGGAAUUUUGCAUCAACUGUCUGAUCUAUCGCGACAUGCCAGUGAAAUAUUCCUCGGAAUUGAGACUCAGGCGGGGUUGGUCUCGCAGAGGGCAACGAGGAUCCAAGUGCGCCUGGAGAGGGUGCAAACCGUCGCGCGCAAGCUUGAUGCCCAAAAAGUUAAAAUACCUGUGUCUAAUUUGGAUGAAGAGAAAAAGUGGACCGUGCACUACACUGCUCCAUGGCACCAACAGGAGAACGUUUUUCUGCCGGGCUCUAGACCUCCCUGUGUGGAAGACCUGCACCACCAGGCCAAAGUUAACCUGAAAACAGCCCUCAGAGAAUGUGAUAAACUGAGGAAAGAUGGUUUCCGCAGUUCACAGUACUACUCACAGGCCCCCACCUUCUCCGGCCCCACACAAUCAGAACAUGAGGACGAGGACAAUGAAGCUGAUGACGCUGAUAGAAAGUCCACAGCAUCUUCAGGAGAGGAAGAGAAGGACAAAAUGAGAUCACAGAGUCCAACGCAGGUGGAGGGAGUUGAGGUUGAUGGAAAACGUUCAAGGACCAAACCCCCACACCUGCCCACUCCAGAGGAGAAGAUGAGGCAGCAGGCCAAGUCCGUUCUCACGGAUAUUGUUCCCAUCAAUGUCACAGGCGAGACGUUUGACAGGCAGGCCAGCGUCCGCCGCUCCCUAAUAAACACUGACACUCUGACCCGCCGGCCAAAGAAGGUUAAGCGGAGAAAGACUAUAUCAGGGGUUCCUGACAGCAUCCAACUGGAACUAGCGGCGAAAGGGCGUGGAGGAGAGCUUCGACCACAGUCCAUGUUUAUCCCUGGACAGUAUUCAACACUCGGGAGAGUCGGAAAUGGGAAUUCAACUCUUCGUCGGUCCGACACGAAAGAUUCUGGCUGCCAGACUGAGGAGGUGAAGAUCGUCCCACCCUCUAUGAGGAGAAUACGUGCUCAGAGGGGCCAAGGAAUUGCUGCUCAGAUGGCUGGCAUCUCCAACUCAGCCACCAACAUCUCGUCUAUUUCAGAUGAAAGCUCUCCUGGACGUCCAGUAGUUGCAAUGGCACCACAGUUUAGAAAUAAUACUCAACGUUUCCACAGCUUGCCGCGAGGUGCACGGGUGUCUCUAAAUGCAAGCCCCCUUUAUAGUAGCACCCCCUUUGGGGAUGGAGAUUCCACAACACCUCAUCAGAUUAGAAAAUUACAGGUUGAUGAUACUGUGGUGCACAUGAGGAAUGCCCCCAGGGCAGCCCGCCCGAAAUCUCAGGAGGUGAGAGGAAGUCAAAGAGAAUGGAACUCUGGUCCUGCUUGUGUAGUUUCUCCACAUGCUGCCUACUCAACGUCACUGAUACCUAAUGCCACUUUGUCAUGUUCUUCUGAGGUAAUUGCACUUCACACUCCAUCAAGUCCUGGCCAGAGCCCAAUCUCUGGAUCACCAUUCCCUAAAGGUAGACCUCUCAGCAUGGUCUCUACUGUCAACAGCUCAAGCACCAGUAGUGUGGCAACAGGUUCCCACACACCAGAAAGAGACAGGGAUACCUGUAGUGAGACCGGCAGGUCAGAUAGCAGUCUGCACAGCCAUAGCACAAUUGCAGCCGGAACAAUGUCUUCAGACGAGCAAUGGAUUUAUGACACCCCUGAGAAUGUGUUGCCCAGAAGGACGCUGACUUCCAGCUGCUCCACACCUGUAAAUCAUCAAUAUAGCAGCCUUGAGCGCUCCUCAAAAGGCACUGACUCUAGUUCGCUCUACUCGAUGGACAAUGAUGGCUACUACACUUCCAUGCAUUUGGAUUCAGGCCUUAGAUCAAGAAGCCAGGGUAGUGGCCAUGGUCAUGGAAUAGGAGGCAGGGCAGCAAGACAUAGUAUGUACGAGUGCAUUGGUCAGCAGGAUGAUAGAUCCAGCCUGUACAGCGACCGUUCACUGUCACGUUCCAUCUCCCUUCGCAAACAAAAGAAGCCGCCUCUUCCCCCAGCACGCACAGACUCUCUGCGACGAAAGCCUAAGAACACCGGCACUCCAGCUAGCAAUGCAUCUAUUCUGAAUGAGUCCUUGAUUGCAACACUCCAACAGUCGUUUCAGAACGGGCGGAAAGGGAAAGGAUCCUCCACCUCACCAUCCCAUAGUCCCUGCAGUGACUAUGACGACCCUUGGAUGCUACGUCCCAGGAGCCAGAGUAGCAUCAGUGUAGGCAGCAGUAACGUAUCGGCAGCCGGGAUGGCUAAUGUUUACUCCAUCUGUCACGUGACACCAUCUCACAGCGAUACAAGUAGUCUGCGUUCCGAUUAUGCUGAUUCUUGGGGCUACUACAUGGAAUACCCUCGUCCAUCUGGUGACCACACGCAGUCACCGUCCAAAUCUGCCGGACAAGCAGUUGAGAUUGCAAAUGGAGGAGGCCUUGAAAAUGAUUCACGGAAUUCUCUUCCUCCCGCCCGGGACGGAAGUGUAGUGUCUGUAAAGCCAACAACAGGCACCUCAUCACCAGACAGGGUGCAUCGGUUGACUUCUCCAUCAAGUGGAUACUCAAGUCAAUCAAACACUCCAACAGCUGGCACUCCUGUGCCCUCAUUCAUGAGGUGCAUGUCCCCUUCAGGCAACAAACGCAAACCCAAAGUACCGGAGAGAAAGUCAUCCUUGCUCUCAUCUGUAUCCAUCUCAUCUUCCUCCACCUCUCUUUCCUCAAACACCUCUGAUUCCACCAGGAGCAAUGUUCCUCCACCGCCUCCUCUUCCAACUACCAUUGCUCUUGUAUCUCACAACCCCCAAUCCUUUCCUCCCCCCAGCCCUGUUUGGGGUACAAGGCAGAUAAUUCCACCUCCACUUGUCUUACCCAUGACGCCCCAUCAACAAGCAUUCAUUAGCCCAUCUUCCCCAGAAUUUCCACCCCCUCCACCUCCAGAUGUGUUGUUUAAUGACCCUCCCUUGUCAGACCUCAAUAUUUCCUUAAGCCCUCCACCUCCACCACCACCUCCGUCUUGUCCCACCCUCCCUGCUUAUCCUUCACCCCAAAUUCCUCUCCUAUCCAGCACAACACCACCUGUACCUUCCUCGGCUUGCUUGAAGGAAAUGAAGGGCAGCCUGAAGCCGGUAAACACAGAGAGAUGGUCCGAAGCCACGCAUUCUGAGGAGCAAAGUAAAUUCGGUGUGCCACUGAUAACCUCCUUUGCUCUCCAAAGUGUCCAACUUCGCUCUGUGAAACGGAAAGGGAAUAGUAAAAUUAGCAGCUCUGAAUCUCAAGAAAUAAUGGCUGAACAGAUGACCGCUAAGAUACCAGAGAAGUCUCAAAAAACAGAGCAUCCCACAGUUCCUCAGGUUUCUUGCUUACCUCCAACUAUGAAUGAGAAACAAAGACCAUCAUCUCCACUGAAAAAAAGCCAGGAUAGUCAUAUUGAAGCACGACAAUCCAGCCUUACAAAUGGGCCUGUAGAUUUUGGUGUUGUUAGGGCGCCAGACAAACUGGAUGGUCUUCAAAGCACCCUAUCAUCAACGGGGGAAGCAUCACAAAACACUUCACCCAAGAAAAAGCCUCCUGUAAUAUCUAAAAAGCCCAAGAUCUCUCUAACAUUUAAAACAAUAAACUAUGCAUCAUCUAUAGAUGAAGAUGCCAGUGAAUUGCUGAAUGCUCAAACUGAGGAGAACGUUUCUACAACUGCAACAGAAUUCCAGGAACCCACACCCGUUUCUCAAGAGGAGGACAAGAAACCAGAUAAUGAUAAAAGUGUCAGUUCUGUACUUCUUGGGGAGAUGAGAGAAAUUUCUCUGACAAAUCUUGAACCCCAAGAGAUUUCCCAGCCUCUUGAAGAAGAGGAGGAAGAUGAUUACGAAGAUGCAACCAGCAGCACAGGAUCUGUUGGCUGUAAAGAUGAUGAAAUUGCAGGCGAUGUGUUUGAGACCAGCGCGAUAGACCCUGCUGAAUCUCCCAGCAUUAACGGUGACUCGUGUGGGGACAUGGUAACCCCCACUCGGCCCCGGACCACCGAGGACCUCUUCGCUGCCAUUCACAGGUCAAAGCGGAAGGUCCUCGGACGCAGGGAAUCCGAAGAGGACCAGACACGAGGCCCCCAGUCACCGCCGAUCACCCCAACAGGCACGCCCCCGAGCCAGACUUCCUCUUUGACCCGUCAAUCAGGUUCGAUCCAGCGUAACCUCCGCAAAUCAGCGACCAGCAGCGACACGUUCAAAGCUCUCCUCCUGAAGAAAGGCAGUCGUUCUGAGACCAGCUUCAGAAUGUCUGCUGCCGAGAUGUUGCGCAGCACCGACCCACGCUUCCAGAGGACGCGCUCUUUAGACUCCACAUUUGACCCUGCCUCUCCAACUACGCCGACACCCGACAGCCCCUACGGUUCUCCAGGCCGCAGCAAGAGGGCGGUCGACGACUGGCCGCGAUGCUCAUCGGGGUCACCCUUCGCGACAUCACCGUCGCUGAUUGGUCCAAAGUACGGCCGAUCACGCACGCCCCCCUCCGCUGCCAGCAGCAAGUACAAUGCCCGCAGUCGAAUCCUCAGCAGCCCAAUGACUGUUAUUUGCGAGAGGGAUGGAGAACUCACGGAAAGUGGAGAUUACUUAGAAGAGCCAUGUCCUGUGUCUCCGGUACAGCGGCCUCUUCCCAUCUAUCAGGAUGCUAACAGCACUUUAUGUGAGCAGAGCAGCAGUUAAGACUGAACAUGGUUGUCUCCAGGUGUAGAAAUGGCAGAAUGUCAAUACAACACCAGAAAUCGACCGAGGCUGGAGGCCGGGAGAGGUUGAACUCUGUGAAAGGAAUGGCCAGCCGCCGUUCCAGGCAGUGUCCUCAUGUUAUAGUGUGGACUAAGGCAUGCUGGGAUCUGAGGUAGCUCCGCCAGAUCAGGCGGUCAGAUCAAGCAGUAGGCAGAAUACACUGUAUGCGUAGCUUUCCAGAAAAAACUUUCUUUUGAAGGAAAAUCUGCUUUCAAUGGCAAUACUAGACUCCUCUUUCCAAAGCCUGGCAGUUACUUUUGUUAUUUUGUUCAGCUUGUUUUUAACUCUUUACACUUCAACAGAUUUGUUUUGGUGAAGCAGUUGCCACGCAUGUGAAGGAAUUACUAAGUGAAUAAGUGUUCUCGUAGUUCAAGUUGAUGGCAAAGUGCUGAACGCGAUUGUUUUCCGCAUUGUUGGAAAAUAGAAAUCCAGGUGUGUCUUAAAGUUUACCGAGGCUGCUUUUUUAGCACCCUUAUGUUUUUUAAUAUGCUGGUUUUUAAAGAAUUUAACAGAUUUUUCCCGCACUGUUCGUUGUUCAGCCAAGUGUCCAGAUUGAAAAAAGGAAUCGUGUCAUGAGAGACUGGAGUAACGGUUUGUUUGUGAAAAAAUAUUUGAUUUUCGGCAUGUAGGUUUGCACUGUUCAUCGUCUCAUUUUUUGUGUGUUUCUCUUAAAACAUUGUGUCUGUGUUCAUUAUUUUUAUUUUCGAAAGUUCAUUCUGACAUAGGACUUACUUGAAACAUGACCGGUGUACUCGUAAUUGUUUGGUUACCAAAGACUUGCAGUCUAAUUUGCUGUUUGCCCACUAAGACUGAAAGCAGGGUGUUUAUUCGACAGAGAGAGAAGAUGUUCUGUUCUUUUGGCUUGUGGUGAUAAAGACAAGCUUUGACGUAACCACGGCUUAAUAACUAACUCUCUCCUGUUUACCUGUCAAACGUGUUUGUUCCUUGUGCAGUUUUAUAAUGUUUUUAUGUAUAUACCUAAAGAAAUGUUAAGUAACACCUGAACUUAUUUUCAAAGAGUUUUUACAUUUUAGACACCUUUGCUAGGAGUGGCUAUCUUUUUGUAGAGUAUUUAUUUUAGAAUAGCCAGAAUGUGGUUUGAUAUACUGUAGUGUGGGAGGUGAAUGUGUGAUUAAACACGGUUCAUUAUGAAAUCAAAAUGUCUAACCUGUUCCUUCAGCACUCAGAAAAUAAAAUCAGGAGAAAGAGCUAAAUGAACUCAGCAGCUUACCCUCUGGAGUACGUCUCUGUAAUAAAACAUGGUGAUAUUUAAAAAUUG